This is a messenger RNA of Caenorhabditis briggsae, 432 nucleotides long. NCBI's taxonomy places the organism in Eukaryota, Metazoa, Nematoda, Chromadorea, Rhabditida, Rhabditidae. Bases 1 to 432 code for a protein of 143 amino acids. The record is from RefSeq and is a predicted model, not a curated record. The transcript has 2 exons.
AUGGGUUUCUGGUUUUUCCGAUGGUUUGACAGGGUCUUCGUCACACCAUUCGGUGAGAUAAUCUACUCACCGUCUCCAGCCCCAACUUCUGCUCCAGUAACACCUCCACCAUCUGGAAAAACUCCUGCUCCACCACCAACUACCACCGAAAAAUCCUUCAUAGUCGCCAUGCUUGUAUGUUUUAUUAUUGUUCUUCUUCUGAUCAUCAGUUCGGCUGGAGGAGUGUUUUUCUACAUGAGGAACAAGAAGAAGAAAGUGGCACCAGGUGCACCGGCAGACUCAUCAUCAGGAACUGUAGAAGUUGAGUCUGGAUCCGUCGUGGGGUUGACAUCAAAGAGCACAACAAAAAGCACAACGAGAAGUGUGAACACUGGAGUCAAAAAGAAGAAAAGCAAAGUGAAGAAAGUUAGUACUGUAGUUGCUGUGGAUUGA